AUGUAUUCCUAAUUAAAAAAAAAAAAGUCUCCAGAUGCACAUCCUUCAAUUGCUAAAGGUUAAUUUUCUAAUGAUCAAAAAUUUUAUUAAGAGUUGACUUAAAAAUUAUGGGAAUCACACCCUACAGACGAGAAUUAAGAAAUAUCUGUAGAUGUACCAUAAAUGUAAACAAAAAGAGCAUAACCAUAUUUGAGUGAAGAAAAUAACUUAACUCUUGAAAAUCGUAAACUUAAAGAAACAAUAAUCUAGAUGAAAUUAGAAAUGUAUAUAUAAUUAAUUUAAUUAGGAAGUCUAAAUUGGAGGCUGAUUUAUUGAAAUAAAAAAAUGAAUUCUAAACCAUUUUAUAAGAGUAUGUAGCUUUCAUCGAUAAGAUUUUAUAAGAUAAAAAAGAUUUAUAGUUAUAAUUAGCACAAUAUUAAAAAUAAGAACCUUAAGAAAGUUAAAAUGAAUUGAUUGAGCAACUUCAUUUCUUGUAGGAAGAAAAUUUCAAGUCCCUCUAAUAAUCAGAAGAAUUUAGUAAUAAAUUAAUUUAAAUUGAAACUUUGUUAAUAAAUUUAGAAGAAGAAAAAAAAAUUGCUUAUGAGAAAAUUGAAUAACUCAAAGUCUAAAAUUAAUAAUUAAAACAGCAUUAUGAAGAAAAGCUUUAAAAUAUGAAAUAGCAACAUUAUGAUGAUAUUACAAAAUUUGAAUCUAUAGUAUAAGAAGCACUUGAUAAGAAAGACUUUAAAAUUUAGAAACUAAAAGAGCAAUUAAGCUAUUACACAGAUCAAUUUUGA
This is a messenger RNA of Paramecium sonneborni, 776 nucleotides long. The record is from the annotation of a GenBank genome assembly. Lineage: Eukaryota; Ciliophora; Oligohymenophorea; Peniculida; Parameciidae.